Verticillium alfalfae VaMs.102 is the source of this 2104-nucleotide messenger RNA. RefSeq names its product alcohol dehydrogenase. Gene Ontology annotation, molecular function: oxidoreductase activity. The transcript has 4 exons. The coding region runs from base 167 to 2104 and encodes 645 amino acids. The record is from RefSeq and is a predicted model, not a curated record. Lineage: Eukaryota; Fungi; Ascomycota; Sordariomycetes; Glomerellales; Plectosphaerellaceae.
CCGCUGAUCGGAAUUGUUCACUGCUGUGGAAAGUCCGCACCAAAGUCCGCCGCAAACCCCACCAGCUCUUGAAGGCAGUGAAAUUGAUAAAAAGCCCCGCGAGUUGAUGCAGUAUGUCGUUGCAAAUGCAGUACAAAUCUGAGUUAUUAUCAUUUCCGAAACAGUCAUGACGAUCCCAACCGAAGCCAAAGUAUUCAGGCGGACACACGGUGACCUCCCACGAACCGUCACGCAGGUCACUGAGCCUGUUCCCACCCCGGGCGAUCUUGGAGCGCACGAUGUCCUUGUAAAGAUUCACGCCGUAUCGCUCAACUUCCGCGAUGUGGCCAUGUUAAAUGGCAGAUACCCUGUCGAGAUCGAGGAUGAGGGCAUACCAUGUUCCGACUGCGCCGCCGAGGUUGUUGCUAUCGGUUCCUCUGUUGGCGACUUCGCCAUUGGAGAUAAGGUGGCGCCCAUCUUUGACAUCAACAACUUUACAGGCCUGGAAGAGGAUGAGAACUGCGCGCUUGGAGGCUCUACGGCCGGCGUCUUACGGGAAUAUGCGGUCUACGAGGAUAGAGUGCUUGUUCAUCUUCCGAAGCAUCUAUCCUGGGAAGAGGCUGCCACCCUCACAUGCGCCGGCGUAACGGCAUGGUCGUCUCUUAAUGGCCUUGAAACAAGCCGAAAGGAUCCCGUCGCUCUGAUGCAAGGAACCGGAGGUGUUAGCCUGUUCGCGCUCUUGUUGUGCAUCGCCAACGGCUGGAAGGCUAUUGUCACGUCUUCGUCAGAUGAAAAGCUUGAGGCCAUCAAGAAGAUGGGAUCCGAUGUCCACGGCAUCAACUACAAGACGACCUCCAGCCAGAAAGAGGACAUUCUCCGCAUCACCAAUGGGAAAGGUGUCGAUGUCGUGGUUAACAAUACAGGUCCGUCGUCCAUACCCGACGACAUCAGUUUCCUACGAUCGAAAGGUGGCACCGUCUCUCUCGUGGGGUUCUUGGCUGGGUUUGGGCAAGGAUGGGAGCCAAGUGCCCUGCUUGCCUUGAUGGGAAAACUAGCCAAGGUGCAGCUACUGACCCUAAUCAUCACGACGUCGCCUACUCCGUCAGCUCCCACGACAGAUCUCCUAUCGGCCGUGAUCGCCUCCUUCCGCGCUCACUGCACGGCUUUGCUCAAUUGCCCCGUCAUUGUCGUAUUCGAUACGUACGACCAUGUCGUCGAACGAGCCCGCCUGAAGAAAGGUCAGGUCACUCCCGAAGGCGCACGGGUGUACGACGCCUACAAGGAAAAUGUGAAGGCUCUUGUCACGCGCGAGUUUCUGAGCCAGACGCUGCCCAGCUUGCCCUCCCUCGAUUGGGAGGUCCGUCGUGCACGAGCAGAAUAUGGGUCGCCCGGCGGGCGCUCCAGCGGCCAUUUGGUUGACAUGAACAUCCACUGCACCAGGGACCGACGCAUCACCUUCAUGGAGCCCGAAAAGAGACUCGGUUUCGGCCUGGCUGUGCGUUCAGCCCUCCGCGAAGCCGACACACCGUAUGUCUGGAUUCACCAGCACGACUGGGCGCUCGACUCGCACAUUCCCAUUGCGAAUCUCCUCGACGCCAUGCAGGCUUCCACGUCAAGCACGACAGCUCCAAUCCGCUAUGUCUGUUUGCCGUCGCCACGGACGGUCGAAUACGAGGCUUCGAUGCAUGUCGCCCGGUUCCCCGUCCUGCGAGACCUGUCAGCCGCUCUAACGGGAAGGUACCCGGCGCCAACAACUGGAGAAGUCGUGCCACUGACGCCCUUGUACUUCUGGCACGACAAGCCACAUGUCGUGGAGAGGAGGCAUUAUCUCGAGAGAGUAUUCCCGAGCCAACUGGCCAUUGGGAGGGGCAUGUUCAUCGAGGACUCUAUCGGCCAACGCGCAAGGAACGGUAUGAAAGAGGGGCAGUGGGCGCGAUGGGCCUGUUGGCUUUUUGCACCAGGUGAUGGAAAACAGGUUUGCGUAAGGCAUCUCCAUGGCAGGGUAUGGAAAGGAGAAGAGGACCGAAGGGAGAAUGAAAAGAGGUGGGAUGCGUUGAAGAGCGGGAAGCUGGAGAAGGUUGCGAACGAGGAACCAUACCAAGAUGAAAAGGAGUGGAACGCGUAA